Messenger RNA from Adelges cooleyi (spruce gall adelgid), 1482 nucleotides. RefSeq names its product gastric triacylglycerol lipase-like. The record is from RefSeq and is a predicted model, not a curated record. Bases 168 to 1331 code for a protein of 387 amino acids. NCBI's taxonomy places the organism in Eukaryota, Metazoa, Arthropoda, Insecta, Hemiptera, Adelgidae. The transcript is spliced from 8 exons. Gene Ontology annotation, molecular function: hydrolase activity, acting on ester bonds.
CAAUAUUAUGGUAGUUAUUUAAAGUAAAAAUGUUAUGAUAUUUAAACAAAUGAAAUUAUAUUGUUAUUUCCUAAUUUGAACUAUAUUUAUUACGUUAAAUACAUUGUUAUCAAUUAAAAUUAAAUUAACUUGUUGAACAAAUUAUAUUAGUUUGGUUUAUAAUAGAAAUGAAUAUAAAUAGGAUAAAAUGUUUAAUAUCUUUCUUAACAAUUAUGGCCGUUACACGAUUACAUUCUGCGCUUCAAACUGGCGAUAAAAUUUUAGAAUAUGGCUACCCGUUGGAAAUUCAUGAAUUCCAAAGUGAAGAUGGUUAUAUGUUAGGUUUUGAGCGAAUACCACACAGUAAAUACAAUACAACUGUUGGUAAACCAGUUUUGAUGGUUCAUGGUUUAUACGGAAGCUCUAUGUUCUUCUCCGUUCUUAACACAUCGCUUGCUUUUGCUGUGUCAGAUGCAGGAUUCGAUGUCUGGCUACUAAAUUUCAGAUUAUCCGGUAUUUCCAAAAACAUUAAAGACCCAAAAACUGGAAUUAUUCCUCCAUUGCAAAAUACUUCGUGGGACUUUAGUUUUGACGAGUUUGCCAUUUACGAUUUGACUGCUGCCAUUGAUUAUGUGUUGAACAUAACAGAACAUGAUAAAGUGGAUUUAACUGGAUAUUCAUUAGGAGGCACUAUAGCUCUAAUUGCGCUGUCAGAAAGGCCAGAAUACCAGAGUAAAGUUAAUAAAUUAGUUAUGGUAGGACCGACGUCUAGAAUGAAAUAUUAUAAUGCUCCUGCUACUAGGAACUUCCCUUUAUUAAUGAGAUUUAUGAAAGGACGCGUGUACGUGCCUCACAUUAAAGAUUAUGACAAUCAACAACUUGGAUACUACUGCUUAAAGGAAACAUUAUUUGCAAAAUUAUUGUGUACAUACAUCGUAAACGUAGUACAAGGACGAAUUGUAUCACAUAACACUAAAGCUUUAGAGAUAUUAAAAAUAUAUCCACAGCCGACGUCUGUCAAAGUUAUAACGCAUUACUUUCAACUAAUAAGAUCAGACCGUUUUUGCAAGUUCAACUAUGGAAAACUUGGAAAUCUUAAGUACUACAACUCCACUAAACCACCGGAGUAUGAUUUGUCAAAAAUAAACGUCGCCGUCUAUAUUUUACAUGCAAAAGUGGAUCUUAUUGCACCACCAAAAGAUAUUCGAUGGCUGAUAAAAUCUCUACCUAAUGUAAAAAAAACCAAAUGUGUUCAAGAAGUAAAUUUUAGCCACUUGAGCUUUGUAAUCAGCCCGAUAGCAAAAUAUUUCGUAAACAGUUUUGUAGUCGAUAGCCUGCAAGAAGAAAUAUAAUUGUAUAAUAUUUGAAACUAUUCAAGAUUGUUGUUUAUACGAAGACGAUGUUAUAUUUUCAUGUUAUCUAAAUACAUAAUAAAAUUGGGUAUAAACUACAACUAUUAACUACGGUUAUGUUUUUUAUACUAGGUAAUACAAACUAAAUGUU